AUGUUUCAGGAUUUAGAUUUGGGGGCUCUCACCGACUCCAUGUUUCAGGACUUAGAUUUGGGGGCUCUCACCGACUCCAUGUUUCAGGAUUUAGAUUUGGAGGCUCUCACCGACUCCAUGUUUCAGGACUUAGAUUUGGGGGCUCUCACCGACUCCAUGUUUCAGGAUUUAGAUUUGGGGGCUCUCACCGACUCCAUGUUUCAGGACUUAGAUUUGGGGGCUCUCACUGAUUCAGAUUUGGGGGCUCUCAUUGUCUCCAUGUUUCAGGAUUUAGAUUUGGGGGCUCUCACUGUCUCCAUGAUUCAGGACUUAGAUUUGGGGGCUCUCACUGUCUCCAUGAUUCAGGAUUUAGAUUUGGGGGCUCUCACCGACUCCAUGUUUCAGGAUUUAGAUUUGGGGGGCUCUCACGCCUCUGAGGACGCUCUGUCCAUCACCCCGGGGGUCCCCCAGGAGAGCGGGGCCGGCCUCUUCCCCACCACCCAGGACUCAGGCGGGAGGCCCCCUGUGGUCACGACCGCACCACCGGUCCAUGUCCCGAACCACCAUCCGGACUACAGGAACUCCCCCCAGCACCCGGCUCCACCCGGCCCACGCAGUCAGCUGAACUACUUCGAGGACAGUGGGGGAUCCAGCUCCAAGCUCGCCUUCUCCACCCCCCCACCCGGGCCUCCACAUGGUGAGGAGGCCUCAGAUGAGAGCGCUGAGAGCUCCGACAUGCAAACAACCGUCGUUACGCACACAUCAGCUCCCACGACUCCGUGCAGCACGGGUUUAAAGAAUCCAGAACGCCCAGGGACGGAAACAUCUCCUGCUCCGUUUGCAGGGGAGGAAGACCCGGUGAGGAAGGAUCAGACUCAUCAGACUGUGAGGCCUGGAGGUGAUGAAGAGGAGACAACCACCACCACCAUCACCACCACCACCAUCAUCACCACCAUGCAGAGUCCAGUCCCCUGCCAGCUGAACCUGACCGGUCCUGAAGGAUUCAUCGAGGCUCCUCCACAGUCCAGCUCGGCCUUUCACUCCACCAUGGACUGCAGCUACGUCAUCACCGUGUAUAUGGGCUACGGAGUGGAGGUCCAGGUGAUGAACGUGAACCUGUCGGAGGGAGACAAGGUGGCGUUUGAAGACGUGGGUCACGGCGAGAACACCAUGCUGGCCAACGAGUCCAUCCUGAUGAGAGGGUUGGUGGUUCGGAGCCACAGCAACCAGAUCUCCAUCCGCUUCCACAGCCCGAAGUCUGAGGCCGGUUCUGUGCUGCUCAGAUACCAAGCCUUCGUGCUGAGCUGUGUGUUCCCCCGGCGGCCUCUCUACGGUGACGUGUCAGUGAGCAGUCUGCACUCUGGAGGAGAGGCUUUCUUCUCCUGUCUGACCGGCUACAGGCUGCAGGGCCCUGCUGUGCUGACCUGCCGCAAUGCUAGCACCCCCUACUGGAGUGGCAAGGAACCACACUGCCUCGCUGCCUGUGGAGGUUUGAUGAAGAACGUCUCCGUCGGCCGGAUCGUCUCUCCAGGUUUCCCCAGCAACUACAGCAACAACCUGACGUGCCACUGGCUGCUGGAGGCCCCCGAGGGCCACAAACUGCACGUCCACUUCGAGAAGGUCGCUCUGGCUGAAGACGACGAUCGGCUGCUGAUUAAGAACGGGAACAGCAUCGAUGCAGCCGCUCUCUACGACUCGUACGAGGUGGAGUACCUGCCCAACGAAGGUCUGCUCAGCACCUCCAGACAUCUCUUCAUCGAGCUGACCACGGACGCGGCAGGAACGUCCACCGGCAUGGCCGUCAGGUACCAAGCCUUCGCGGCGGGUCACUGCUACGAGCCCUUCGUAAAGUACGGUAACCUGACCAGCAGUGACAGCACCUGGGCGGUGGGAGCGUUGGUGGAGUUCACCUGUGACCCCGGCUACACUCUGGAACAAGGAUCUGUCACCAUCGAGUGCAUGGACCCCAACAACCCUCAGUGGAACGAGACGGAGCCGGCCUGCAGAGCUGUGUGCAGCGGUGAGAUCACAGACUCUGCAGGAGUGGUCCUGUCCCCUAACUGGCCCGAGGCGUACGAUAAAGGACAGGACUGUAUCUGGGGGAUCCACGUUGAGGAGGACAAGCGCAUCAUGCUGGACAUCCAAGUGUUGAACAUCGGGAAGAACGACUUGGUGACGUUCUACGAUGGAGACGACCUGACGGCUAAAGUCCUGGGUCAGUAUGGAGGAUCCAAGUCCAGAUUCAAGCUCUACACUUCCACCGCUGACGUCACCAUCCAGUUCCAGUCCGACCCCGCCACCAACGUGUACGGCUACGGGAACGGCUUCAUCGUCCACUUCUUUGAGGUGGCUCGUAACGACACCUGCCCAGAGCUCCCGGAGAUCACCAAUGGCUGGAAGAGUACAUCUCACCCUGAGCUGGUUCAGGGCACCGUGGUGACGUACCAGUGUUACCCGGGUUACCAGGUGACGGGGGCAGAGCUGCUCAUGUGCCAGUGGGACCUCACCUGGAGUGGAGACCUGCCGAGCUGCGAGAGAGUGGUGUUGUGUGCUGACCCCGGUAAGGUGGAGCACAGCAGGCGGGUGCUGUCAGGUCCACAUUUCACUGUGGGUUCAACCAUCCAGUACAUCUGCAGCAAAGGCUUCACUCUGUCAGGAAACAGCCUCUUAACCUGCUUCAACAGAGGAUCUGCAGGACCCAAGUGGAACCAGAAGCUGCCUCGGUGCAUACCCGAGACCUUUGAGCCCUGCGGCCACCCGGGGACACCCACUUACGGCGUCCCGAGCUCAACGAAGGUCCACUUCCAGCCUGGAGAGACGCUCCACUACUCCUGCCUGAAAGGACAUCAGCUGCUGGGAGAGCCCAUCCUCCAUUGUGUCCCUGGACACCCAUCUCAGUGGAGUGGGCUGCCCCCUGUCUGCAAAGGUCACACAGCAGAGGAUGAGCGCAGAUUAAGCGUGUCCACAUCAGACCUCAGGAUGGAGGGAGCUCAGGCAGCGUUUGCUGUCAUCAUCCCCAUCACCCUCCUCCUCAUUCUCAUCAUCGGGAUCUACCUCUACUUCUCAAAGGUCCAGAGGAAGCCACUCCGGCUCUCCUCCAGUUUACCGUACGAAAACAUCUCUGCAGAAUCCACGUUUGACAACACAGUUCAUGAGACGACGAACAACGAGGAAACGAGAGAAUACGAGGUUUCGAUCUGAGACCCGGUGUGUGUGUUUCAGUAUGGACAGAUAAGAAGCCCGCCGGCCUUUUCAACGUCUGUCACACUCACACCUCCAGUGACUCCCUCCCUCCUUCCCUCCCUCCCUCCCUCCCUCCCUCCGUCCCUCCGUUCUCUGUACACUGAAUAUGAGCCUCCCUUUAUUUACCCAGCAGAGGACACCACGCCGCCCUGGAAAGGCUGGACCACCGGAUUAUUUUUCUAGCUCCUCCACAGUAACGGUCCGGCAGCAGUUUGUACAGUUUUUAUCCUGAGCUCGCAUCCUGAGGACUUUCAGUGCAGCGUACCAUCCCAAAAAGCAAAGAGGAGUCAUGUGACGCUAACGCCAUUAAGUGCAUAUAACCACAGAUGAUGCAUUAUGUUAUGUUCACUACACACCGUUUAAAAACAUGGACAUGGGAGGUUUAGGAGUGAUGCUGGAAACACAGCAGCUUUGCUUUUAUCAGAGAACGUCCAACAGAUCUUCAGGUUCAUGCAACUUUCUGAAACAAGAAAUCUGGGAAUGAGUGAUGAGUCCAGAGCUUUACAGAGGUAGCCUAGCUUAGCAUAACGAUUGGAAGGAAGGGGAAACCAUGUACUGCAUUAAAGAAGCAGACUCAAACCUACAUCCCUUCUAAUUGCCACCAGGGGGCUCCACUUGCUACAAGAAGCUGCGAAUCCACUGCACACUGACAUGACUUUACUGCUAUCUUUUGUUUUCUUAGUUAAACUUCUGUUUUCACUUCUUAAAGGCACUAUGAGGAGUUUUUAAGUGGUUGAGAAACAGACUGAAACUGAUACUGAUGCCUCUUUAUGACCCUCAAAAGCAAACAAGACCAUCCACAACAACACUGAUAGCUUCUCUGUUGUCAUUUUUAAUGCAUGACACCGCUCUGAGGGGGUAGGUGUCAGAUCAGAUGAUUGACAUCUUGCUUUAGAGACACCCCGUUAUGUCUAUUUUCAUGGCAAAUAAUCACACCGUGUGAUACAUUUGUAUGUUAAACACAACAGGAUGAGGUUAUUGUCUGAAGAUGCAAAUUUUGCAUGUACAGGAUAAGAGGUAUUACUUUGUCCACAAGGGGGCGCCAGAAUCGAUACAAACCAAAAGUUCCUCACAGCAGCUUUAAAAACAGUCUGUGGGAAACAGCUAGCUUUGCUUUGUCCAACUUUAAGAUUAUUACAAACGACGUCCGAGCUGUAAGGCCACGUUAAAGAAAAACAAUCUGAUGUUUCAAGAAUAAAGUUGGGAUAUGAUACAAGUCACAAGAGAUUAAAGUUGUAGAUUGUAGAUCACAAACAAUAAAGCAUAACAAUUAAAACACAAAGAUCCGCUCAGCAGGAAACGCCCGAA
This is a messenger RNA of Notolabrus celidotus (New Zealand spotty), 4530 nucleotides long. RefSeq names its product seizure protein 6 homolog. Lineage: Eukaryota; Metazoa; Chordata; Actinopteri; Labriformes; Labridae. The transcript has 19 exons. Gene Ontology annotation, cellular component: endoplasmic reticulum; neuronal cell body; dendritic shaft. The coding region runs from base 1 to 3180 and encodes 1059 amino acids. The record is from RefSeq and is a predicted model, not a curated record. Gene Ontology annotation, biological process: synapse maturation; regulation of dendrite development.